AUUCGAAGUACGGUCCAGUUUAUCGUCUCACUGAAAGCAAGAAAAAAAAGAAUGUCCAACAAGGCUUUUCCACAUCUCAAAUCGAUGUCGUCUUUGACUAGCUUUGAAUCUUGCAAGCACCUGCAUUCGAAAACCGGAAAAAACGAAUCGAUGUCAUCAGCACCUUCUUCUACCAAGCAUCACAGGGAAAUGCUACAGGAAAAUACCCUCCACAUAAUCCACUCGCGGUUGUUGGAAAUCGACUCGAAGAUGACUCGUGUCGAAUCCGAUUUUCAUGAUUCCUUCGCCAGGCUAGAGGCGAACAUCAAAAAAUGUUACCAAUCCAUCCAACGGGUUAGCGAAAUCUUAGCCACGACAGGGUGGGAACGGGAAGAUGCAACGCAAGAUCUGGUUGUUAAUGUGAAGCUAGGAAACAAAGAAUAUCGCUACGUUAAAGCGGAAGAAGUAGCCGCUGCAAUGCGAAAUGAUUCUCUGGCGGCGGAGAUCCUAAAUGAUCGAUCAGCUUCGCCAGAGAGGAAGCCUAGCGAGAAGCACAGGCGGAGCAGAGUUCUAUCAAAGAUCAAAGAUGGUGUUAAAAAUGCUUUCAGUGUACCGUGCGUCGUGACACCGAUAUUCGAAAUCUAUCCGGCGAAAAUGUUCCCCAAACCAUCGAAUCCAAGCCGUAUUGAGUUAAGGCAACGAUUUGGAUGAAGCAAGCCAAAAACAACAUUGGAGACAAUUUUGAUUCUGAAACUGUUUCGAUCUUCCUUUCAAACGUGCUGUAAAUUUAUAUUCUAACUCAUGUAUUCAAAUAUGGUCAAUAACUUUUUUUAUUUUUUCUACAAAAACAGAAUGAUUAAUA
Molecule: messenger RNA, 841 nt
Organism: Toxorhynchites rutilus septentrionalis
Lineage: Eukaryota; Metazoa; Arthropoda; Insecta; Diptera; Culicidae
Exons: 2
Coding region: 52-690 (212 amino acids)
Source: RefSeq, a predicted model, not a curated record